CCGCCGUGUUGAAGAGACGUCGGGACGCUCUGUAUCUACUGGACGCUCCGUCAUGCCGCGUCGACGGCCUUUCCCUCUCAUAAAAUGUGAAAGUGACCUUUAAAAAAUCUCCAAAAAUUGCAAAAUGGACACCACCAGUGAAUCUAACUCCAUCAAGUCGAUCGGAACCCCCACGUCCCUGAAAACUCCGAACUCGACGUCUCCUUCGAGGAAGCAAGUCGGUUUCAAGAAAGCCAGACCCCGAUUGAUCAUCCCUCCGCCGCAGGAGUUUCGGAUUCCACCUCAGUACGUGGGGACUGCAGGGGUUCCAGGAACUGCCCAGUACACGGCCUAUCCUGCGUAUUUCAAGAAGCAGUCGACGUUCAUCUUCGAUCAGUUGCAUGGGAUCAAGGACCUGACCAAGUCGGGACUCGGUGUUGGUGAAAAGUGCGCUUAUUGGUUAUAUAAUAAGUUAAAAAAGUGGAGCAGACAAUGGUUUACGCACAUGUUUUUGAGCAUAAUUCUGGUGCUUUAUACUAUCGGGGGAGCUUUCAUCUUCGAGGCUAUAGAAGGCGCCCACGAAAUCGCAAAAAACAAUAAAACAGAAGUCAGCCUCCAGCCCGUUGACGUAAGAUCUUCGAGGAACAAGUUAAUCAGAGAGUUAAGAGACUUAUCGCUACGGUUACCGAAUAGUACAGACGACGGCCAGUGGACCAAAGAAGCUCAAGAACUUUUCGAGCAACACAAAGAGGUGUUGAUCGACAAUGAACAACGGAAGAGAGAAAUGGAGAAGGAACAUAAGAAGAAGUGGUCGUUCUCGAAUGCUGUCGUUUACUGCGGCACCGUUUACACCAGCAUAGGCUAUGGACACAUCUACCCAGAAACCGCUUCUGGCAAAGCAAUAACUAUCGUCUACGCCCUGAUCGGAGUGCCUCUUUUCCUUAUCGCCUUAACUGAUUUCGGCAAACUCUUUACGCGCUGUAUUAAGUUCCUAUGGUCUUUCGUUCGCCGAGUGUAUUACACCGGAAGCUGCCGCAAAGUCCGGAAAACCGCUCACGUCGAAGAUAUCUUCAAAGGCGCCCAGAAAAUGUACGAAAUCGCAACUUUCCGCCGAGUUUCGACCAUGGUCGACCCAGAAAACCCAGAUAGACCGCCUACCACCCAACUGGAAACGCCCGUCACGCCAGCAAUAUCGAACUUCGAGAUCGACGAUGAGUUCAACCUUCCGAUCUCACUUGCCAUUUUCAUUCUCAUACUUUAUAUCUUCUUAGGCGCUUUGAUUUACUGCGUCUGGGAAGGCUGGCCUUUCUUCGAUUCUUUCUAUUUUGUGUUUAUUUCCAUGACCACUAUAGGGUUCGGUGAUAUGGUUCCUGACGAUCCCGCGUGUAUGAUUGUCUCGAUUGUGUACUUAGUUUUUGGGUUGGCUCUCAUGUCGAUGUGUAUUAAUGUUGUGCAAGUGAAACUGAGUGACACGUUCAAGCAGGCUUCCUGUAAAAUUGGAGCCACUAUUGGUAUUUCUGUUGCCGAAGACGACGGCAGCAUAACGACGGUGCCUCCAGAUAAUGUAGAAUUGCCAGCUGUGCACGAUGCCAAUAAAAAUUUGGCGAACGGAACGCCGUCUGAACCGAGUGAUAUAAAAGAUGAGAAGGAAAAUGGAGACGAUAAAAGUGACGAAAAAGAAAUUACGUGAGAGGACUUUUAUGGGAGCUUAACUUUUCCUACUUGUUUUUCGCCGAAUUAUAUAGAUGUAGGAGCAAGCUUUUUGAUUGCAUUUUUAUUUUUCAAGAAAUGAUCUUAAUACGUUGUAAAUAUAUUGACAAUUUCUUUAUUGUACGUACUUUGAAAUAAUGUCUAUUAUUGUAUCAACAAUAACAUGUCCAGAAUGUCGAGAGUGUGAUAAUUUAGAUGAGAGAUCUUCCGGUGCUGUAUAUUUACUGUUUGCUAUCAGACUAUUUACUUUUUAACAAUAAAAUUUAUUAUAAUGUU
This is a messenger RNA of Zophobas morio, 1965 nucleotides long. Its product is annotated as TWiK family of potassium channels protein 18-like. NCBI's taxonomy places the organism in Eukaryota, Metazoa, Arthropoda, Insecta, Coleoptera, Tenebrionidae. Gene Ontology annotation, molecular function: potassium ion leak channel activity; outward rectifier potassium channel activity. The transcript has 4 exons. Gene Ontology annotation, cellular component: plasma membrane. Bases 125 to 1669 code for a protein of 514 amino acids. The record is from RefSeq and is a predicted model, not a curated record. Gene Ontology annotation, biological process: potassium ion transmembrane transport; stabilization of membrane potential.